AACAGCGUUUGGUCUCUCCCACCCCGCCCCGAGAGCCUUCCAGAAGUCGCCGGCAGACCCGUGCGGCUUGCAGCUUAGCAACACUCCAGUUUUCUGGCCUUAAAAAUCAUAAUUUGAUUUGUAAGACAGUUAACGGGUGUCCCAUCACUUCAGCCGACAUGUCCACUUUGGGGACUUUAGCCUUCGACGAGUAUGGAAGGCCCUUCAUCAUCAUCAAAGAUCAGGACAAGAAGACGCGGCUAACGGGCCUCGACGCACUCAAGUCUCACAUUAUGGCAGCAAAGGCGGUUGCUUCAACGCUGAGGACAUCACUAGGACCUAACGGCCUUGACAAGAUGAUGGUUGACAGGGAUGGAGAAGUGACUGUCACCAAUGAUGGAGCCACAAUUCUCAGCAUGAUGGAUGUGGACCACCAAAUUGCCAAGCUUAUGGUGGAGCUCUCCAAAUCCCAGGAUGAUGAAAUCGGAGAUGGAACCACUGGAGUUGUUGUGCUGGCUGGAGCCCUUCUGGAGCAGGCUGAGCAGCUGCUUGACCGCGGAAUCCACCCCAUCCGCAUCUCAGAUGGUUACGACCAGGCCGCACGCAUCGCCAUUGAGCAGCUGGACAAGAUUGGUGAGACCUUCCCCUUCGAUCCCAACAACACAGAACCCCUCAUCCAGACCGCCAUGACAACACUCGGAUCCAAAGUGAUCAAUCGAUGCCACAGACAGAUGGCUGAGAUUGCUGUGAAUGCCAUCCUCACCGUGGCCGACAUGGACAGGAAGGACGUAGAUUUUGAGCUUAUCAAGAUGGAGGGGAAAGUGGGAGGCAAGCUGGAGGACACACAGCUCAUCAAGGGAGUCAUUGUUGACAAGGAGUUCAGCCACCCUCAGAUGCCCAAGGUUCUGAAAGAUACAAAAAUUGCUAUCCUCACCUGCCCGUUCGAGCCUCCUAAGCCCAAGACCAAGCAUAAGUUGGAUGUGACCUCUGUGGAGGACUACAAAGCCCUGCAGAAAUAUGAAAAGGAGAAGUUCCAGGAGAUGAUCCAGCAGGUCAAAGACAAUGGCGCUAACCUGGCCAUCUGCCAGUGGGGCUUUGAUGAUGAAGCCAACCACCUGCUGCUGCAGAACGAGCUGCCUGCCGUGCGCUGGGUCGGAGGGCCUGAAAUUGAGUUGAUCGCCAUAGCCACAGGAGGUCGCAUCGUGCCGCGGUUCUGUGAGCUGACCCCAGAGAAGCUCGGCACAGCCGGCCUGGUCAAGGAGAUCUGCUUCGGCACCACCAAAGAUCACAUGCUGGUCAUUGAGGAGUGCAAAAACUCCAGGGCUGUGACCAUCUUCAUCCGUGGAGGCAACAAAAUGAUCAUUGAGGAGGCCAAGCGUGCACUCCAUGAUGCUCUGUGUGUGAUCCGCAAUCUGGUCAGAGACAACCGUGUUGUAUAUGGAGGAGGAGCUUCAGAGAUUGCAUGUGCCCUGGCUGUCAACCAGGCCGCAGAUAAGUGCCCAUCAUUGGAGCAGUAUGCUAUGAGGGCAUUUGCUGAUGCUCUGGAGGUAAUCCCUAUGGCCCUGGCUGAGAACAGUGGGCUGAACCCCAUCCAGACCAUGACAGAAGUCAGAGCCAGACAGGUCACAGAAAACAACCCCUUCCUGGGCAUCGACUGCUUGCACCUCAACACCAAUGACAUGAAGCAGCAGCACGUGAUUGAGACUCUGAUUGGCAAGAAGCAGCAGAUCUCUCUGGCCACUCAGGUGGUCAAGAUGAUCCUGAAGAUCGAUGACAUCCGAAGCCCGGGAGAGUCCGAUGACUGAAGCCCCCCUGAGUGUGAGAAGGCUCGGCUGUGUUCUGGAAUGUUCUAGAGCUGUCUUAGGCACUUCCCCGAGCACUAACUCCAAACCGCACUGCAUACUGUUAUUUAUCAUUUGAUACGAAGUGUUCAAGCUGUUGUAGCGCCCAAGUCAUCAUUAAAACGUUGGUCUGUUAAAAUGU
Molecule: messenger RNA, 1962 nt
Organism: Myripristis murdjan (pinecone soldierfish)
Lineage: Eukaryota; Metazoa; Chordata; Actinopteri; Holocentriformes; Holocentridae
Gene: cct5
Product: chaperonin containing TCP1, subunit 5 (epsilon)
Exons: 11
Coding region: 159-1784 (541 amino acids)
Biological process (GO): protein folding
Molecular function (GO): ATP binding; ATP hydrolysis activity; ATP-dependent protein folding chaperone
Source: RefSeq, a predicted model, not a curated record